AUGGCCUCAGAACUUCCCGUCCCAGAGACUCGCGUCCUGGCCGUGGCCAGUCACGUAAGCCUCUUGCCCAGUGUGACGCCUAGGGGCACCAUCAUUAACAAAGCUCCAGGUUGUCUCGGGGUAAGUCCAGCCAGCUCAGAACCAUGGCCUCCCAGGCUUAUACUCCCUAGAAAUGUCGGCAACAAGAUCGCAGUCUUCACGCUGCAGUCACUUGGCUGCGAAGUUGCCGCGCUCAACACUGUCCAGUUCAGAUACCGCCAAUGGACCGGCACAAAAGUCACCGCCCAGGAGAUUGAGUCGCUUUAUGAGGGUCUCAAGAACUCGUUUCUCGACGACUUUGACAUGAUGCUCUCUGGAUACAUCCCUGGCGCCGACGCCGUCGCCGCCGUGGGGCGCAUCGGCAAGGAGCUCAGGGAGAAGGCCAACGCCCGGUCUACACCAGGCAGCUUCUUCUGGGUCCUUGACCCGGUCAUGGGCGACAACGGCAAGCUCUACGUCGCGGAAGAGGUCGUGCCUGCGUACCAGGCCCUCGUCGAGUACGCUGACCUCGUACUGCCCAACCAGUUUGAGGCAGAGCUACUCUCCGGAGUCAAAAUCACCGACAUGGACUCCCUCGAGAAGGCCAUCCAGGUCCUCCAUGAGCGCUACCGCAUUCCUCACGUCGUCAUUACCUCCGUCAGCAUCCCCUCCGCCGACCAGCCGCCUGACCACCUCUCCGUCGUCGGCUCGUCCAUGACCUCCGACGGCCGGCCGCGCCUCUUCAAGAUUGUCUUCCCGGCCAUCGACUGCUACUUCAGCGGCACGGGCGACAUGUUCGCCGCGCUCAUGACGGUGCGCAUGCGCCAGGCCGUGUGGCAGAGCAGCGCCGCCGCCGAGCUCCGCGCCGGCCGCGCCUGGGUCAGCGGCGACGACGUCGAUGUGCUCGACCUGCCGCUCGCGAGGGCUGCCGAGAUGGUGCUCGCGAGCAUGCACGAGGUGCUCACCAAGACGGCCGAGGGCAUGGGGGCCGCGGGCCGGGGGGAGGCGGACGAGAGGAAGGCGCACCUCGUCAAGAGCCGGCGCGCGGAGCUGAAGCUCGUCCGAAACCUGGCGAGCUUGAGGGAGCCGACGGUGGCGCUCAAGGCCAAGAGGAUAUAG
Messenger RNA from Verticillium dahliae VdLs.17, 1137 nucleotides. Its product is annotated as pyridoxal kinase. Lineage: Eukaryota; Fungi; Ascomycota; Sordariomycetes; Glomerellales; Plectosphaerellaceae. Gene Ontology annotation, biological process: pyridoxal 5'-phosphate salvage. Gene Ontology annotation, cellular component: cytosol. The transcript is spliced from 3 exons. Gene Ontology annotation, molecular function: pyridoxal kinase activity. The record is from RefSeq and is a predicted model, not a curated record. Bases 1 to 1137 code for a protein of 378 amino acids.